Molecule: messenger RNA, 960 nt
Organism: Neogale vison (American mink)
Lineage: Eukaryota; Metazoa; Chordata; Mammalia; Carnivora; Mustelidae
Gene: SNRPD1
Product: small nuclear ribonucleoprotein D1 polypeptide
Exons: 4
Coding region: 123-482 (119 amino acids)
Biological process (GO): spliceosomal snRNP assembly; RNA processing
Cellular component (GO): precatalytic spliceosome; U2 snRNP; catalytic step 2 spliceosome
Molecular function (GO): RNA binding
Source: RefSeq, a predicted model, not a curated record
CGCGCUCUUUACGUCGGAGCCCAGGGAGUAGGCAUUUCCGGCCAUUCAUACUCCUAGUCUUUGAGACCUGGGUAGUCGGAUUUUGUGCACGAUCCCACCGAAACAGUGACGGCGCCGCUAGGAUGAAGCUCGUAAGAUUUUUGAUGAAAUUGAGUCACGAAACUGUAACCAUCGAAUUAAAGAAUGGAACACAGGUCCAUGGAACAAUCACAGGUGUAGAUGUCAGCAUGAAUACCCAUCUUAAAGCUGUGAAAAUGACUUUGAAGAAUAGAGAACCAGUACAGCUGGAAACACUGAGUAUUCGAGGAAAUAACAUUCGAUAUUUUAUCCUACCAGACAGCUUACCUCUGGAUACACUACUUGUGGAUGUUGAACCAAAGGUGAAAUCUAAGAAAAGGGAAGCUGUUGCAGGAAGAGGCCGAGGCCGAGGAAGAGGAAGAGGACGUGGUCGGGGUAGAGGAAGAGGGGGUCCUAGGCGAUAAUGUCUCUCAAGAUUACUAUUUCAAAGUGAUACAUGAUUGGGGAUAUUUUUUGUACAGGUUUUGUUUGUUUAUGUCAGUUUUUAAUAAACAUAAAUGUAGGACAGAGUUGUCUGUUGACUGUCAAAUUAAAUUUUAAUAGUUCAUUUGUAUUCAUGAUAUUUACGUACUAAGAGCUAAGUAUUACUACUAGGCAAAUCCAGAAUAAUUUCAUUCUUGGUAAGGCUUUUAAUGUUUGAACUAAAAUUUGUUUCAUGAAUGUAUGUAGAAUAUAUACCUAUUUACUUCACAUGCACUGAAUAUGCGUUUUGUUGCUUUACUUUGAUUCCAUUCUGUGGAACCUACCUAUGAGUGAAAUAACUUCUUUUUGGUACUUCAGAAACAAAUGUCUUGUGGGUUGGUGUCUAAAAUUGAUUCCCCUUCCCUGAGUUUUAGUUUAUGGAGACUUGGGUAUUUAGUAAACGCUGAUAGUCUUCUUCCA